Molecule: messenger RNA, 936 nt
Organism: Loxodonta africana (African savanna elephant)
Lineage: Eukaryota; Metazoa; Chordata; Mammalia; Proboscidea; Elephantidae
Product: olfactory receptor 4C15-like
Exons: 1
Coding region: 1-936 (311 amino acids)
Biological process (GO): G protein-coupled receptor signaling pathway
Cellular component (GO): plasma membrane
Molecular function (GO): G protein-coupled receptor activity; olfactory receptor activity
Source: RefSeq, a predicted model, not a curated record
AUGCAAAACCAAAGCUUUGUUACCGAGUUCAUCCUCUUGGGGCUUUCACAGAAUCCAAAUGUUCAAAAAAUAGUAUUUGUUGUAUUUUUGUUUAUCUACAUUGCAACGGUUGUGGGCAAUUUACUAAUUGUAGUGACCAUGAUCAGCAGCCCUGCACUCCUGAGCUCCCCCAUGUACUUCUUUCUAGGCUUCCUGUCCUUCCUCGAUGCAUGCUUCUCCUCUGUCAUAGCCCCACAGAUGAUUGUGGACUCCCUCUAUGAGAGGAAAACCAUCUCCUUCGAGGGCUGCAUGACUCAGGUCUUUGCUGAACACUUCUUUGGUGUAGUGGAGAUGAUUGUUCUUACUGCCAUGGCCUAUGACCGCUAUGUGGCCAUUUGCAAGCCCUUGCACUAUCCCUCUAUCAUGAACUGGAGGCUCUGUGGCAUUCUGAUGGGGGUAGCCUGGGCAGGGGGCUUCUUGCAUUCUGUGAUACAAAUUCUCUUUACUUUCCAGCUGCCCUUCUGUGGCCCCAAUGUCAUCGAUCACUUCAUGUGUGAUUUGUAUCCAUUAUUGGAGCUUGCCUGUACUGACACUCACAUUCUUGGCCUUUUGGUGGUUGCCAAUAGUGGGUUUUUCUGCAUCAUAAACUUCUCUUUGUUGCUUAUCUCCUAUUGUGUCAUCUUGUUCUUGCUGAGAACUCAUAGCUCUGAAGGACGGCAGAAAGCUCUCUCCACCUGUGGAUCUCACAUUGCUGUCGUGGUUUUGUUUUUUGUCCCAUGUAUAUUUGAGUAUGCACGACCUCCAUCUGCUUUCUCCUUCGACAAGAUGGUGGCCAUAUUUUACACAAUCCUAACUCCCCUGCUCAAUCCUGUGAUUUACACUUUUAGAAAUAAGGAAGUGAAAAAUGCCAUGAGGAAAUUGUGGACCAGAUUGGUGGUGGUUUCUGAUGAAAAAUAA